Hermetia illucens (black soldier fly) is the source of this 3377-nucleotide messenger RNA. RefSeq names its product MAGUK p55 subfamily member 7 (gene metro). Gene Ontology annotation, molecular function: protein binding. The record is from RefSeq and is a predicted model, not a curated record. The transcript has 12 exons. Lineage: Eukaryota; Metazoa; Arthropoda; Insecta; Diptera; Stratiomyidae. Gene Ontology annotation, cellular component: cell-cell junction; plasma membrane. Bases 751 to 2535 code for a protein of 594 amino acids.
CAUUCAUAUGCAUGUCAAUAUUUGUCCUCAUCCAAAACAUGCUGGAAAAUUCACUUGAUGAAAAAUCCCCUGAGCAAAUAAAUCCUUAAUAAGAAAUCAACACGCAUCCCGUUUAGGACAGUCCAUCCCAUAAAAAUCGCCCGCACCAGCUGGUCUGUUGUUGUCUUUCGUAACCACAUUGGGAGAUUGGAAACAGACUUUUCACUGUCAAUUUUCCUCGCUCCCGCAAGCAUGCGCGCUCCACAACCACACGAAGACACAUACAUCACUCACAAGCCCCAAGCAAAAAUCAUCCCGAAUCUCUCGUUCCUCGUAUCAGUUCAGCCAGAAAAUUCAAAGCACGUCUAUCGGGAAAACAAGCAACUCGUCUGUGUGUCCCGUGAAAAUUUUUCCUCAUCCAAUUUCAAACAGAAAAUUGAAAAAUUCAUACACGAUUUUCAGUGAUUAUACGACUGGGAGACGACAGAAAUUACUUUUCAAGUAAUAGAAAGUGCGAAGAAAGCGGUAGUGAAAGUGCUGUAACUUGCAAUGCUGGGUCGCAUGUAAAUUAGUGAGAGAAAAUUCGUGGUGAAAAGAAAAAUAGUUUAAGUGGUGCAAAGAGGCCUACUUGAGUGCCGCAGUGUGAAAAAUUGGCAGACAAAUGUCCAUCUAAACGGCGAUAACUCCUUGUCCCAGGAUCCGAGAGGCAAUUGGAUAACUUACGUUCAGGAGCAUCACCCAGAUCGUUGAGCUGUUGUUCUAGUUCAGAUAAUGACUGCCGUAGUGAUGGCAAAAAAUUCGAAUUGGGAUCCAGCCGUUUCGAAACUAAUAUCAUCACUGAAGGAAGCUGAAAGUUUAUCUGAUGCACAGGAAAUUGAAUUUCUCCGAAGUUUACUUGAAUCAAAGGAACUAAAUGCCUUAGUAAAUGUACAUAGCAAAGUAGCAAAAGUUGGAAAAGAUGAUAGACUCGCCCCAUUAUUAUCAACCUCAAUGCAGGUGCUAUUUGAAGUAUUAGAACUACUUUCCACACGAUGCCAUUUAUCGCCUGUAUGCAAAGAAGCCUUUCAUUUAUUUCAGAAUCCGCAUUUUCAGAGUCUUCUCUGUGCUCACGAUGCAAUUGCACAAAAGGAUUUCUACCCUCAUCUGCCGGAAAUUCCAAUGGAAAUGGACGAAGAUGAGGAAACCAUCAAAAUAGUUCAACUAGUUAAAAGUAACGAGCCAUUGGCCGGAGCACAAAGUGCGGAACCGAUAGUAGGUGCUACAAUAAAAACAGAUGAAGAAACUGGUAAAAUAGUUAUAGCUAGAAUAAUGCAUGGUGGAGCAGCGGAUCGUUCAGGGUUAAUUCAUGUCGGAGACGAGGUGAUCGAGGUGAAUGGGAUCAAUGUUGAAGGGAAAACACCGGGCGAUGUGCUAUCAAUUUUGCAAAAUUCUGAAGGGACGAUAACAUUCAAAUUGGUACCUUCAGAUGGAAAAAUGGGACAACGGGAAAGUAAGGUUCGAGUGAGAGCUCACUUUGAUUAUAAUCCCGAAAAUGAUCCAUACAUACCAUGUAAGGAAGCUGGAUUGGCUUUUGAACGUGGUGAUAUAUUGCAUAUAGUGUCGCAGGACGAUGCCUAUUGGUGGCAAGCUAGAAAAGAAUCCGAACGUACGGCGCGUGCAGGAUUAAUUCCAAGCCGGGCACUACAGGAACGACGGAUUAUUCAUGAACGGACUCAAAAGGAAGCCAACAAUCAGGAUGCAAAAAGCUCGUGUGCGUCCAUUUGCACGACCCCGCCCGGUUCCCCAAUUCUAAACUCUAGUAGUAGCACAUCAUCCUGUCGUGGACCAAAAAUUAAAAAGAUCAUGUACGACUUAGCGGAAAAUGAUGAUUUCGAUCGUGAAAUGAUUGCAACAUAUGAAGAAGUGGCCAAACUAUAUCCAAGGCCUGGCAUUUAUCGACCCAUUGUAUUGAUUGGUGCACCCGGUGUUGGCCGAAACGAGCUGAAAAGACGACUUUCAGCGAGGGAUCCUGAGAAGUUUCGAAGUCCUGUACCAUAUACCACACGACCUAUUCGUCAUGGCGAAGUACCUGGACGUGAAUACAUUUUCGUAUCACGUGAUAAAAUGGAAGCUGAUAUCGCUAAUGCGAAAUUCAUCGAAUAUGGAGAGUAUAAAGGACAUUUAUAUGGCACAUCAGCUGAAAGUGUUAAAUCUAUUAUAAAUGCUGGUUGCGUUUGUAUCUUAAGUCCUCACUAUCAAGCCAUUAAGGCACUACGUACGCAGCAGUUGAAACCAUUCAUUAUUCACAUAAAACCACCGGAAUUUGAUAUACUGAAGGAAACAAGAACACAAUCCCGUGCCAAAUCUACAUUUGAUGAGAAUAAUUCUAGGGAAUUUACAGACGAAGAAUUCCAAGACAUGAUCAAAUCGGCCGAGCGGAUUGAUUUCCUCUACGGCCAUUUCUUCGAUGAGGAAAUCAUCAAUGGAGAACUGGCUACUGCUCUGGAUAAGCUAGUUAAUAGCGUACAACGUGCUGAAUCCGAACCCCUAUGGGUACCAGUAUCGUGGGUCCAGUAAAAUACUUCUAGACAACGUGGAACCACUAAAAGAAAAUACUAAAGAAGAAAACAUUAUGUAACAAAGAAAACUCCAAGAACUACCAAAAAAGAAACCAAAAUAGGCUUAGUGAAGUAUUGAUGAUAAAUGAAAACUAACUGUAGAAUAAUUUUAAAAUCGCAUUAUCCAUCCAUUUUAUGAUAAAAUCACUCCAAAAUACUCUAAGAAUCGCCUUCGCCACAUUACACUGUUCACGCUAGAAGAAAGAGGGUUGGCCUAAGAUUUCUAUCCAAACUUCGGGGCAAAUUUCAAGGUUAUCAUAUAUUUCGGUUUCUCCAUAAUGUCAAACUAUAAAAAUAUAAAUUAUAUAAAUUCUAAAUAUACACAUAAAUAUAAAUAUGCCGUAGGCAGACUGGUAAUGGAUUAGAAUUUAAAUCUCAAGGCCCCUCCCUUUCUUCUGACUGGUCAUUCACUAUGUCACUAGCAUUUUCAAAUCAACCUUAGUUAGCUCAGAAAUUUUCAACUGAAGUCAACACGUUUUGAAAUCAUAGAUACUGUCAACAGCAUUUGAAUAAUUAAUCGUUCCCUCAAAUCAGUUACCAAUAAGUUUUUAAAUUUAGAAGGAUCAAGAGUUUGACAGAAUUCAUCGGGAGUAUGCACUGAAAACCGAACCUUUUUGGAUCAAAAUAAUACUUUAUUACUGUUUGGCCGAGCUUCACAUACGAUCCCUUGCGCUUUGGGUUAUUAUAUUGUACCUAUUUUUCGUCCCCUGUAAUAAUUCGAUGCAAAAACGAUUUUCUUUUGUUUUCUACCAACUAAACACCUCCCUGUCAUCAGAGAACUAGCCUGGAACCGUUUGACAC